Messenger RNA from Corvus hawaiiensis (hawaiian crow), 482 nucleotides. Its product is annotated as promotilin-like. The transcript has 4 exons. The coding region runs from base 42 to 482 and encodes 146 amino acids. The record is from RefSeq and is a predicted model, not a curated record. NCBI's taxonomy places the organism in Eukaryota, Metazoa, Chordata, Aves, Passeriformes, Corvidae.
UGCCCCGGUGUCUCCUUUCCCGUGUUGUCCAGGCUCUCAGGAUGGUUUCCAGGAAGGUGGUGGCCAGUUUGCUGCUGGUGUCCCUGCUGUCCGUGCUGGCUGAGCAGACCCAAGGCUUCAUGCCCUUCUUCACCCAGAGUGACUUCCAGAAAAUGCAGCUGCAGGAAAAGGAGAGGAACAAGGCAGGGCAGAAGAAAUCCCUGAGCCCUCUGCAGCAGCUGGAGGAGGAAGGUUUCUCUGAGCAAUCCGGUGUGGAUGUCACCGCAGCCAAGACCUUCCAGCAGGCCCUUCCUGUCAGAGCUUGGCUCACCCCAAGGCAGCUGGAAAAAUACCAAGAUGUCCUGGAGAAACUGCUGGCAGAGCUGAUACAGGACACCCCAGACGGUACUGUCAGAGGGUUGAUUUCUGCCUUGGGAAUUCUGCCUUUCCUUCUUCUCAUCAGCUCAUCAGCACAGAGAUAUUUAUAUUCUCCAGAAGGCUGA